GCAAUAAAGCAACAGUAGUUUAGAAAUGAAACAUAAUUGGUCUGGACAACCACUUUUUGUUGAGGCGAGGACAGCUGUGUGUGUCUUUAUUGUGUAUUUCCCCACACAACAAAAGAGGCAGUCUCACCCCACAAGACACUGGACCAUCUCUUCGAAAGGUGCACAUUUUCACAUUUUGCAUGUGGGACUGCGACAGACCUAGAACAUGAUCUGGAUCACUUUAUUUCUGUUUCAUAUUUUUUCUCAUCUUCUUGCAUCAUCAAAUACAACUAUGAAUGCCAGCCAUACUAAUCUCAAUGAACCUGAUAAAUUAACAGAGGAGUUUGUGGAUGGCUCUCAUCAUGGCCAAAAAGAACAUUAUAUCAGAGAUGCAGGCAAGGAUAAGUGCACUAUGCCAUGUGAAAUGACAGCAAAGCUAAUGCGUGAUGAGAAGAAUUCCUUGUGCAUUAACCUACAGCAUACCAUGGUAUCAUAUACUAGAAACACUAGGAAGUUGAUAAGAGAUCUUAUUGAUGAACAGCAGAAGGCCUUGGAAUUUCUCUCAAGUCAAAUUAUGGAGCUUACGGCUAGAGUAAACACACUCAGUUUAGAUGUUCAGAGAAGCAACAGUGACAUCUUUUCUUUGAAGCCUAUGCAUUCCCAUGGGAGAGAUUGUAGUGACAUCAAAGAAACACUAGGUGAAGUAUCUCCAAAAAUCCCUAGUGGAAUUUAUUUAAUUCAGCCAGAAAACACAGAUGUUUCAUUUGAGGUGUUUUGUGAGAUGGAUUAUAUGGAGGUUGGAUGGACAGUAAUACAGAGAAGGACGGAUGGUCUCACAGACUUCAAACGAGUUUGGUCAGAGUACUUGGAUGGAUUUGGACACUUACCAGGUGAUCACUGGUUGGGUUUGAGGAAGGUCUUCAACAUUGUGAGUCAGAAGAACACACGUUUCCAGCUCCAUGUGUCUCUGUUCUCCCAUGAUGAUUCCACAGCCUAUGCUUUAUACGACAACUUCUGGAUUGAAGAUGAAACUAAAUUCUUUGCAAUACACCUUGGCAGAUAUGCUGGUGGUGCAGGUGAUGCUUUCAGAGGGUACAACCAAGAGCAGAACCAGGACACAGCCCCUUUCAGUACCUCUGAUGUUGACAACGAUGGCUGUAUUCCAUUCUGCACUUUUGAUAAUAAAGCUAUUGAGAGCUGCAGUGUGCACCAGAACAACACAGGAUGGUGGUUUAACCAAUGUGGCAAGGCAAAUCUGAACGGCUCACCACUGGACCAAGAUCGCUCCACCCAGUCACAUAUUAAAUGGGACACCUGGACCAAGAAUGGCAUACCUGUCAGAAUUAAAUCAGUGUCUAUGAAGAUCAGGAGAGUUGAUCUACCAAACUAAAAACAUAUUGCUAUAGCAAUGAGCAUCUGAAGAUUAUAGCAUUGAAAUGGAACAAAUUAGCAUUGGUACAAAUGAUGCACUUUUAUUCAAUGAACUUUCACAAACAAAACAAAACAAAAAAAACCAUAUGGCAUUGAGAUUUAGUGACCUGUGCUUUUUAAUCCAGGGUCAGGGUUCAAAAUAUUAAUAUGAAACUUUUUUCAUUUGUUAAGCAUGCAGUUUGGUAGGCUAUAUAAGGCAGUUGUGUCAUUACUAAAUGUUUUAUUAACAUGGAAAGCUCCUAGAUUGGACCAAAUAUUUCCACUUGAAACAAAACUGUCAAACUAUUAGCUUUUAAAAUCUCAGAAGAAAUUUCUGUUGUGUUUAGUUUGCAUGAUUUAACAGCAGAUUUAACUCAAAACAGAAUUAUAGCUUCAACAAAAUACUUUGUCAUACUUACUAGACAAUAAAGCCCAAACACAGGGCAGUCUGUCUCUAAAAAGAUUCACUUUCAUGAAAAUUUGCUCUUAAAUGUCUUAAUUGAUGAAAAUGAAAGUUAAAUAAAACAA
Messenger RNA from Xyrauchen texanus (razorback sucker), 1917 nucleotides. Its product is annotated as angiopoietin-related protein 5-like. Bases 206 to 1369 code for a protein of 387 amino acids. NCBI's taxonomy places the organism in Eukaryota, Metazoa, Chordata, Actinopteri, Cypriniformes, Catostomidae. The record is from RefSeq and is a predicted model, not a curated record. The transcript has 8 exons.